Lolium perenne is the source of this 2169-nucleotide messenger RNA. RefSeq names its product protein DETOXIFICATION 16. Gene Ontology annotation, biological process: xenobiotic detoxification by transmembrane export across the plasma membrane. Gene Ontology annotation, molecular function: antiporter activity; xenobiotic transmembrane transporter activity. NCBI's taxonomy places the organism in Eukaryota, Viridiplantae, Streptophyta, Magnoliopsida, Poales, Poaceae. The record is from RefSeq and is a predicted model, not a curated record. Gene Ontology annotation, cellular component: membrane.
CGCUGUGUGUUGCGGUGUGGGCUGUGCGUCUCUACCUACAGUGAAGUCUGUCUGAACAUGAGUGGAUUCUUCCACUUCAUCUCCCUCUCUCUCUCCCUGCUACACGCUCCCCGGCCAAGGGAAACCAUACGCACAGAAUCAGUCCGGUGAGGGGAAAACUAGUCGCCGCGCCCGGAAAUCCGACAUGGAGGCAAGCAUGGAGGAAACGCUUCUCUCGAGGAGGCCGGAGCCCAAGGAGGAGCAGAGCUCGGCGGUGAGCGAGGAGUUGAAGAGGCAGCUGUGGCUGGCCGGGCCGCUCAUCUUCGGCUUCCUGAUGCGGAACUUGAUCCAGAUGAUCUCCCUCAUGUUCCUAGGCCACCUCGGCGAACUGCAGCUCGCUGGCGCCACCAUGGCCACCUCCUUCGCCGGAUUCACCGGAUUCAGCCUCCUGAAUGGUUUGGCAAGUGGUCUGGAGACCUUGUGCGGCCAAGCAUUUGGAGCGAGGCAAUACCACCUCGUGUGCGUACACAAGCAACGGGGAAUGCUUAUACUUACCCUGCUCAGCGUCCCGCUAGCCGUGGUGUGGUUCUACGCCGGCAGCAUCCUCCUCCUGUUCGGCCUCAAGGACGAGGACAUCGCCAUGGAGGCUGGCACCUAUGCCCGGUGGAUGAUCCCGGCGCUCUUCGCCUACGGCCUGCUGCAGUGCCAAGUCCGGUAUCUGCAGAUGCAGAACAUCGUGUUCCCGGUGAUGCUGAGCGCUGCCGCGACGGUGCUCUUCCACCUAGCCGUCUGCUGGGUGCUGGUGCAUGGCCUCGGGCUGGGUAGCAAGGGUGUCGCCAUCGGCAUCGCCAUUUCCUACUGGAUCAACGUGCUCAUACUCGCCGUGUACGUGAGGGUGUCGAGCACUUGCAAGAACACGUGGACGGGGUUCUCCAUUGAAGCCUUCCAUGACCCUCUCGUCUUCUUCAGGGUUGCCGUGCCCUCUGCUCUGAUGGUCUGCUCGGAGUGGUGGUUGUUCGAGACCAUCAUACUGCUUUCAGGCCUUCUUCCUAAUGCAAGGCUGGAAACAUCCGUCCUGUCAAUCACACUCAGCACGGCGGACUGCCUUUACAUGAUACCCUCCGGCCUCGGAGCCGCCAUAAGCACCCGCGUCUCAAAUGAGCUGGGCACGGCCCGACCACGGGCUGCCCGCCUCGCCGUGCGUGUCGCUAUGUUCUUUGCCAUCUCGGAAGGAUUGGUCAUGGCGAUGAUCCUGAUCUCUGUGCGCCACGUCUGGGGCCAUGUUUACAGCGACCAGGAGGAGGUGGUCACGUACGUGGCCAAAAUGGUGCUGCUGAUUGCAGUGUCCAGCCUCCUUGAUGGAAUCCAGUCCAUUCUCUCAGGUGUGGCUAGAGGAUGUGGAUGGCAGAAGAUCGGCGCAUGUAUCAACCUCGGCGCAUUCUACAUCGUCGGCAUCCCUGCAGCCUACCUCUUUGCCUUCGUGCUGCACAUCGGCGGGAUGGGUCUUUGGAUGGGAAUCAUAUGCGGCAUUCUGGUACAGGACUUGCUGCUCCUAGCUAUCACACUAUGCACCGACUGGGAGAAGGAGGCAACAAAGGUGAAGGACCGAGUCCUCUGUUCUGCCCUGCCAACAGAUCUCACGACAUAAAGAUAUACUGUAUACGCGUGAAAUACCCAGGACCUUCAAAAGAAUGACGGUCGGGGUGUGAAUCAAGCCACUUAACGAGCAUUGGUAAUUGCUGAUUUGGUGUUGAAUACCACUUGGAUGCUGAGUACGGUGGAAUUCACGUGGCAUCAAGAAAAUAAUGCGGAGCAGGUCGAGAUCUAUUUUUGGAAAUAGCUAUUUUAUUAAUACUUCAAGGUGAGACAAAUAAGUAAACCAUGACCUAGAAGAGCAGAAGCCGAACACAAAGAUAUCACACAUAUGGCCACUUCUUUUUAGCUUCAGCUUAUGAAGAAGGUCACUUGCACUGGAAAACUGGAGAUAAUCUCCUCGAAGCUAUUUUUCUUAUCCUUUUUUAGAUUUUGAAUUUAGGCUUAUUUGCUGUAUUGAGUAGUGAAAAUAUGUAAUGACCCUGAAUUUAAUAUGUGCCCUGGAUAAGUGACAAUAUCAUUAUGUAUGAUAGAUUAGUAGAAGAAAGGGCUCAUUAUGUAUGGCAAUUUAUUAGAAGAAGAUGAGCUCAUUAGUUA